This is a messenger RNA of Paramuricea clavata, 1807 nucleotides long. Lineage: Eukaryota; Metazoa; Cnidaria; Anthozoa; Malacalcyonacea; Plexauridae. The record is from the annotation of a GenBank genome assembly.
AAUAGCGAGUGUCCUCGAGCGACCUUGCCCUAAUGUGACGGUGUCGACCUCACUUUAUCUCCACCAAUCAGCACUUCCGUCUGACGCGCGUAUUUAUAAGGAGUGAAGUUCUGCUCAGCGCAUUUCCAUAGAACUUCGCAUGAGACGAACAUGGGUUCUGUAUUAUCACUGACCGUUCAGUGUCAUACUUCUCUAAGACAUGUUGUAAGCCAUGCACGAGGGGAAAGCAGUCCCUUAUCAGCAGAGGAAUGGUUUGCAAAAUGCAGUCAGAUUCAAGUCCUAGACUCAACGAUGAGCUACUAUGAUUCAGCACCACAAGAUGAGACUAGCGAAGUAGUGAUAUUCUUGCAUGGCAACCCAACAUAUUCCUACAUCUGGAGGAACAUUAUACCUCAUAUUGAAGGAGAAUACCGUUGCCUUGCCCCGGACUUGAUAGGCAUGGGAGCGUCUGGCAGGCUACCAGAAUGUUCCUACAGAUUCCUAGAUCAUUAUAAAUACAUUGAAGCUUGGAUUGAUGCGAUGAAACUUCCAAGUAAGAUCACUAUUGUCUGUCAUGAUUGGGGUUCAGGCUUGGCAUUUCACUGGUGUCACAUGCAUGCAGAUAGAGUCAAAGCACUAAUUCACACCGAAAGCGUUGUGAUGCCAGCAACUUCCUGGAAGCAAUGGCCAAUCAUGCCGAAAAUUAUUUUCCAAAGUUUGCGUACGAAACCUGGCGAGAAAAUGGUAUUGAAGAGAAAUUUCUUUAUCGAAAGACUGAUCCCUGCAAACACUUUAAGGAAAUUACACAGAGUUGAAAUGGAAGCAUACAGAAAACCGUUUCUUGAAAAAGGCGAGAGCAGAAGACCCAUGCUCACUUGGCCAAAGGAAAUUCCCUUCGAAAGCGAAGGACCGUAUGAUGUACUGAAAAUAGUCCAAGAUUAUGGUCGUUUUAUGAAACAAAGCGAGGGAAUCCCGAAGUUGUUUAUCGAAGCAGACCCAGGGGUAUUUAGUAAAGCUAUUUCAGAGACAGCCAAGUCAUGGCCCAACACCAGAACUGUGAAAGUGAAAGGAUUACAUUAUAUACAAGAGGACUCCCCGGUUGAGAUUGGGCAAGCUAUAGCUGAAUUUUUAAAACAAGUCUAUCAUAGCUAGGUCAUGAAAAAACACAUAGUUCUUGAUAUACUCAACAGAAAACGGAAUUCUUGGGCUUUUUAAACACUUGUUAAUUUGCAUGAGCAAGUAGAGACUGAUUGAAUACAAAGGUUUAUAAAUUAACAAAGUGAAAACUAACGUAUUAAAUUAUCUGUCCACCGUGUGAAAAAAAAUAUAUUCCUGCAUGAGGCUGUAAGCCGAGCUAUAUACCGAGAAUUAAAAAAUAUGCAUGAUUGCACAUGAAAACGUUGCAUUUCUUAGUAUUUUAAUAGAUAUAUUGUUAUUGAGAACUAGAAGCUAGUAUCGCAUAUUUGGGUUGAUCUAUGUAGCAAUUAUUGCCAAUUAAUGUACGAAGUGUGUUAAUUUGACAACAUUAAAUAUUAGUUAGCGACUAAUAGAUUUAUAAUUAUAACAAUAUAAAGACUCUGUUUUCAUCAAAAAGCCUUGUGGUAGGUGUUCACGUGUACCUUGUGUUUUAAAUAUGAAACUAGGGAAUCGGAGAAGCGUACUCUGUCAGGCAUGAGAGCGAGGGUACAUCAUGCCUCAUGACAAUGCACAUUUGAUCCAAACUUGAUUCUGUAAAAAAUUAUCGGAUUCAUGAAUUUUCAGAAUAUAGCACGAUUAAUUCAAAACACUUCUUUAAUAAUUCAUUAUGCACGUGCUACUUCGUGAUGAC